GAAUCUACGUGACGUCAUCAUGGCCACUGAAAAGCUGAUUGUAUGUUGAUCUUCUUGGAAUAAAUCAAAUGUGUUUCGGUGCUGUUCACAAUAGCGAAUAAGUUAUUCUGAAUGCUUCGAAUUUCCAUUAAAAACCAAAAACGCCUUUACUACAACAUUUUCGAUCACAUUUGACGAGUGGGGAACUUAGAAUGUCCCGACAUGAAGGAGUGAGCUGUGAUUCUUGCAUGAAAGGAAACUUCCGUGGUAAACGCUACAAAUGUUUGAUAUGUUAUGACUAUGACUUGUGCUCUACUUGCUAUGAUGCAGGUGCCACAACAACUAGACACACAACUGAUCAUCCAAUGCAGUGUAUUAUCACACGAGCUGAUUUUGAUGUAUUUUAUGGAGGAGAAGCUUUGACAGCGGAGCAGCCUCAGUCUUAUACAUGCCCUCAUUGUUCUCGGAUGGGCUUUUCAGAAUCAAGCCUUCAUGAACAUGUUUCAGCGGAUCAUUCUGAUGCUUCUGCUGAAGUGGUGUGUCCUAUUUGUGCUUCUCUACCUGGAGGUGAUCCUAAUCAUGUGACUGAUGACUUUGCAUCUCAUUUGACUGUUGAGCAUAGGACACCUCGAGAUUUCGAUGAACCACCAGGACUUCGCCAUGUCAGAAGAAUUCCACAUCCAGGCAGAGGUGUAGGCGGAUCUCGAACGCGCAGAGCAAACAUGCAACAUUUUGGUUCAGGGGCAUCAACUUUGACAGGUCUUUCACCUAGCAGUCGAGAAAAUAUGGAUCCUAUUGCUGAAUUACUUUCACAAUUGUCAAGUGUACGGAGUCGUGCUGCUGCAGCACAAAGUGUUUCUACCCAACUACAACAGUUGGAGAUGCAGUUACAGUCCACUAGGUCAGUCACUAAACAACAAUUAGAACGUUUACCACGAAGGCAAACAGAGCCAAGUAAACCACCUGCCUCUAAUAGCACAGUUCCAUCACUGCCUGAGCCAACAACAGCGCCUACAACAGCUAAUACCAAAAUAGAUUCACAAUUUCUUCUUGGAAAGCUGUGCAGUGAAAGUACGGGCUCUGACAAUGGAUCCACUACCGGAGAAGGAGACACUGGGCAGCGUAAUGUUUUUGUACAAGAGUUGUUACUGGCCACAUUAACAGAACAGCUUAGUUUGAUUACAGACUGGGAAGCUGAAGACCCCAGUUCUUUAGUGGAAGUUCUUCGCUCGCCUGAAUCGGAUAUGGAGCAGGAGGUAGCAUUGCUUCAAAAGGAAAAUAAAAAUUCGAAUGAAUCCCAUAGUAAGAUUCUUAAUAUUAAACCAAUAGACAAGGCUGUGGGAGGGGCACUAGAAAAAAUAUCAGGAAGUCCUGGAUGCAGGCCUGUGUCAGUGGGUACCUACAGGGAAAGCACUUGGGGCCAUGUGAGCAGUACUUCAUCUGCUGGUGGCACUCGGCAAAUAUGUAAUCCAAUCACAGUUCCAAACACAGUGGCAGUGCAUGGUCCAAACAUGAGCUCUUCUGGUGGGCUAAAUAUGCAAGGUAGAGCGACCUCUGCUAGCCAUGGGGGCAGGGAUAGGGGUAUGAAUCCUGCUUCUGCCAAAAGGAGCAUGCUUAAACACAUGCCACCCCAGCGUGGGGCCUCUGACACAGACCCACCUCCACACUAACUUGAAACACUUAGAUUUGUGAAAACUUUCAUAUCUUUCUAGCUAAUCACUAUAAGCUUAGAGGAUCAGUUCUAUCAUCAAUAAAUUAUUGGCAAACAUAAUUUGAAAUAUGAACAUCCUGUUUCUUAAGGAAAGGAUUUUUUUUUUCUCUUACCUUAAUGCCAUUGAAGGCAGAGUGUAUUUUGUGAAAUAAAGUAUAAAAAUAAAGCCACUGUUUUAUUUUUUUUCAACUCAUUAAGUAUCAGAGUUUAGUUACCAGUUCCUUUUUUUUUUUUUUGUCUUAACUGUUGACUAUGUUGUUUCACAUAAAAACUAGUUUCUGAACUAAGUAUAUUGUACAUAGCAUUGGCUUUCCAGGUAUGUGGCAGUUUGACUCCUCCAUGUGUGGAAGAGCUCAUGUAAGCAGCAGAGAAUAUCUUUGUGUUUGGUGUUUCAAUAUUUCAAUGAUGAAACUGUGAUAUUGUAAUCUUUGAAUUUGUUUUCCUUGCUGAGACUAGAAAGUACAAAAAUACAUUUUUUUUCCUUUUGUUAUAUUGUUUUUUUUUUGUUUUUUUUUUUAGAAAAACAAGUUUACUUGUUAAGAGUAGAAAACUAAAUACAUCAAAGCCAGUUUUGAUAUUAUAAGGGUUACAUCUGUUUUCGUUAAUAAGUACUCUGAAAGUAAACAUUUGAAAAUAACUUUGUAUUAAAGGGUUUUUACCUUUUAAAUUGUUUUUUUGUUCCAAAACUGUUUACACUUGAUGCAGUAGGCUUUAUCUUUGCACAAUGUAACCAUAACAGUUAUUGUUUCAACCCCCCAAAAAAUGUAAAAUUAGCAUCAAUGAUGUUUUGUUUGUUUCAUAAGUACCAUAGGCACCAGGACACAAAUAUAUACUCACUAUAUUCAUGUCCUUGGUAGUUUUUCAUAAUCCACAUUGCUUGAGAUUUCAGUGCCCCUUGUAUGAUGAGGGAGGUAAUUUCUGACCCUGACAUUUUGCUUCGUUUGGCACCAAAAAAAAUGUCAGAACUCUUGUUGACCUAGUGACUGAGGAGGGACGCUUCACAUAUUACUGGCAAAUAGUUUCAUAAUAUAUAUUUUUUUUUGUACCACUGUUUGUGUGUUGACAGAAGUUUUGUCUAGGCCAAGAGAAAUGUUUUGUUACGUUUUUCUUUAUGUGUGUAAAUAAAUGAUUAUUCUUAUAACUUAGUAGCUGUGCUUUUGCUGAGCCUCCUGUUUCCUUUCAGUGCAUACUGAUGUUCAAUUUCAGUUGACAGUGAUAUGUGUAUAUAAAAAUAAACUAUGUUCUCCCGAACACAAAGAAAACAUUGUCAUACAUAAGAGAGAUCUCUUUGGAGAGAAGUAAUAAAAACACUAAAGGGAUGUAAUUUUGUUUGUUUGUUUGUUUGGUUCCUAUGAUUUCAAGAAUUGUUCACGAGAGUCAGAGUGAGAGGUAGUGUUGUGAGCUGAUUCAUAAAUAAAAUGUGUACACUUCAA
This is a messenger RNA of Biomphalaria glabrata, 3123 nucleotides long. RefSeq names its product E3 ubiquitin-protein ligase KCMF1-like. The transcript is spliced from 8 exons. Lineage: Eukaryota; Metazoa; Mollusca; Gastropoda; Planorbidae. Bases 192 to 1649 code for a protein of 485 amino acids. The record is from RefSeq and is a predicted model, not a curated record. Gene Ontology annotation, biological process: synaptic signaling. Gene Ontology annotation, molecular function: zinc ion binding. Gene Ontology annotation, cellular component: plasma membrane.